AUGUGAAAGUCAAGUGUGUUCACCGAGUGAAUAUCCUCGUUUGAAUUUUCUGAUGCCACGUUAGGGGUGGAUAUGUACAACUGAACCCAAGGGUCACACGCGAAUCAUGGUUGCCAAGCACUUUAGUCAGGGUUCAAGCCCUGAGUCCGGCGUGCCGGACAUGACCAUCAUCAGUGACAUCGACGAGACUGGCAUCAAUCGUAAUCUUCAGGUUCGCUACGACAGGGACCAGAUUUACACUUACACUGGAUCCAUUCUUGUGGCUGUGAAUCCCUACAAGGAAGUGGACUAUUACACAUCGGAUUACGUGAAUCGUUACCAUGGUCAGAAGAUGGGAGCUCUUGAGCCUCACGUGUUUGCACUCGCCGAGGCAGCCUAUCGGUCGCUUCAAGACACUGAUAGUAAUCAAUCAUGUGUAAUAUCUGGCGAGAGUGGAGCUGGGAAAACCGAAACCACGAAAUUUAUCCUCCAAUAUCUUUGCUCCGUCACCAGUAAUGUCGACACUUGGGUAGAACAGCAAAUUCUGGAAGCAAACACAAUUUUAGAAGCAUUCGGAAACGCGAAGACAGUGCGAAAUGACAAUAGUUCUCGUUUUGGAAAAUUCAUGCAGGUUUGCUUUGACAACAAAUGGAUGAUAAAGGGUUGUAUUAUUCAGGACUAUCUUCUCGAGCAAAGUCGUAUCACGUUUCAAAGUACAGACGAGAGAAAUUAUCAUGUUUUCUAUCAACUUGUCGAAGCUGGAACGCGUGACAAGGAAUUCGCCGAGCAAUAUAAAUUAAAACCCGCGAAUCAUUAUAAAUAUCUGAAUGAUUCUGGUUGUACGAAAAUUGAUGGUAUUUCCGAUUUGAAAAAAUUCGAUGCCUUAAGAUUGGCAUUCAGUGUACUUCAAGUUCCAGCUGAAAUGUGCGAUGGAAUUUUUCGCGUUCUCUCGGCAAUUCUUUGGCUCGGUAAUCUUAAAUUUGAGGACGUCGAUGGAGAAAGAUGUGAUUUGUAUAAAGAGGAUCAUGAAAUAAUUGGGAAUAUUGCUCCACUAUUGGGACUUCAUAUUGAAGAUUUAACGAGAAUUGUUCUCGAAAGGCAAAUUAAUGUUCGUGGUAAUAUUACCGAAAUUCCGUUAAAGGUACAAGAAGCAAAGGAAAAUAGACACGCAAUGGCAAAGGCUUUAUAUUCACGAACAUUCGCAUGGCUUAUUAAUCAUAUUAACAAUUGUACAAAUCCAGGUCAGGAUAUCUCGAGGUUUCUCGGUGUUUUGGAUAUAUUUGGUUUCGAGAAUUUUCACAUUAAUAGCUUUGAGCAAUUGUGCAUUAAUUACACGAACGAGAAACUUCACAAGUUCUUCAAUCAUUAUGUGUUUGCUCUCGAGCAAGAAUUGUAUCGUCAAGAGGAGAUUCAAUACUCUCAUAUAACAUUCACGGAUAAUACUCUCUGUCUAGAGUUGAUAGAAAAGCCACCGCGUUGCGUUUUGAAACUUCUUACGGAACAAUGUCACAUGCCAAAAGGAUCAGAUCUCGCUUAUCUCACGAAUCUUCACGCGGAAUUCGAGAAUCAUCCGUGUUACGUAAAAGGUGAUGAUCGUCGAAAAUGGGAAAGGGAAUUUGGACUCAAACAUUAUGCGGGAUCGGUUACUUACACCGUGGAGGGUUUUGUCGAUAAGAACCGUGACGUUCAACAGGAUGUUUUUUUCGAUUUUAUGUCGCGAAGUACGAAUGAAUUUGUACAAAAAAUUACGGCAUAUCAAGAUCUACUUGGAUGCACUGUGGCUCGUGCUUCGGGGAAUGCGACAACAAUGUCGCGUGGCACAUCGAAAGGAAAGCCGACACUUUGCGAUUCAUUUCGUCAUCAAUUACAGGCACUCGUUGACGUUCUUCAAGCCACAACUCCCUGGUACGCGAGAUGCAUUAAGCCAAAUAUGACGAAAAUGGCAAACAACUAUGACGAGAAAUUGGUUCUCGAUCAAUUGAGAUAUCUCGGAAUGUUGGACAUUAUUCGAAUACGAAAAGAUGGUUAUCCUGUUCAUAUGGAAUUUCGUGAUUUUAUCACAAGGUACACGUGUCUUGAGAGAGGACGAGCAUCACUUCCGCGAGAUGAAAAAGAAGCCGUACGUUGUUUGAUGAAAAAUAAAAAAGUCCCCGCCACCGAGUGGCAAAUUGGUGUCAACAAAGUUUUCCUCCGAAGAUUCGUUCACGAGCCACUGGAGGAUGCGAGAAAUAAAAUUAUCACUAGCAACGCGAUUACCAUUCAGAAAAUCUGGCGAGGCUUUAUUGUCAAACGUGAAUAUCAGCGAGUAAAGGAAGCAGCUUUGAAGAUUCAACACGCGUAUCGUGGCUGGAAGUCGAGGAUAAUGUUCAUAAGAAAACGUCGAGCUGCUAUUGUAAUACAGUCUCAUCUUCGUGGUGUUUUUGCAAGGGAAGUCGCAGCAGCUUUGAGAGAAAUGAGACGUGUCGAUGAGGAGAUGAGGAAACGCGAACGUCUAGAAGAAGAACGAAGAUUAAUGGAAGAGAAGAAAGCCGCCGAAGAAAAUCAGAGUGCACAGUACAAUGGUAUUGUGGGAAUGGAAGAAGGAAAAGCAGAGGAGGAAAUUGCGGCUCUUUCCCAAAUGGCGGAGCAAAUAAAUUCCAAAAUGGCAGCGUCCGAAUUACAAUCAGUCGAUUUAGACAAUCUAUUCUCCUUCCUAUCAGACGUGCAAUCAUCAAAGAGCAACCAGAUCAUAGAAGAAAUUGGCGAGAAAAUGGACGAACUGGUCGAGAAUUUAGACGAGGAAUUAGAGACCGUAAUCCAGCAGGAGAUAGAAAAGAACGCAAGGGCUGAAUUAAAGACUCAAACUACCGAAGUACCGGAUAAUCAACGAAUAAAUACGAACAAUAAUAAACUUGGACCACCGACUCUUCCGGAACCGACUGGUCCACCUCCUCCUCCUCCACCACCACCCGCAAUCAUACCGAACGGAAAAUCAUCCUCCGACAAUGGCGAACCAAUUUACGAAUCAGUGUUGCCCCGCGAGGAAAAUGGACCAACCAGUCCGGUGACAAUUAAUGGCAACGGUCCCCUAAUGAAUGGCGAUAUUCAUCCAAAAAUAAUCAAGGAACCACAAGCUGGAAGUCCACCGCCAUUGGUCGAAACACGAAGUACCAGUCUUCAUCAGACUCAACAUCCAGUUCAGCAGCAAAUGAAUGGUCAUGAUCAACAGCAACAAGUACAGAUGCAGCAGCAGCAACAGCAACAACAACAGCAAUUGCAACAACCAGCUGAACGGGAACAGAGACGAAAAUUCCGAGUCGAAAGAAAACUACAAGAGCUAGAGGAUAAAAAAGAGAUCCCCGAGAGUGAAAAUUAUCACGAUAUUAUGGAAUUUGCGCAGAAUUAUUUCAAUAGUCAUGAACGAUCUCCAGAGGGAACUAUCAUGGCCACACUGACGAGAAAAUCACGAGGCAAGAGUAUGGAAUACGUUCCGAAAUAUGAGAUGGUGACUUACUACAAGGGAUCCACGAUUCCAAACUCGCAUAUUCAUAUGUAUGAUCCGGAUAAUGUUAACGUUGCCUGCUCCAUAUUCAGGGAUCUCUGUAAAUAUCUCCGAGGCGAAAUGAAAUUAGAACAGGAAAUAUUAACAAUUCAAACUGUAAUUGGCUAUGGAAUUGAACGUGAAGAAUUACGUGAUGAAAUUCUCGUGCAAUGUAUACGUCAGGCGACAAAUAAUCCAAAUCAAGAAUGGGCCGAACGUGUCUGGCUUCUACUUUGUUUGGCAAUUGUUGCAUUCCAACCGAGUAAAUUACUUUACAAAUAUUUUGUGUCAUUUUUAAGAAAAAAUCUCGCACUAGAAGGUAAAUUACGUCAGUACGUGCAAUGGUGUGUGGACAAUUGUAAAAAUACCAAAGUCUCAUGUCGACAGUAUCCACCGUCAACUGUCGAAAUUGCAGCAAUGCGACGACUUGGCACAAUAGUGUGUCGCUUCUUCUUUCUCGACGGUCGAACGAAAGCAAUCGAUGUUCAUCCAACUGACACAGCAGCCGAUGCUGUGGCAAAACUCGCCGAAAAAUUGGGUCUCCGCUCAUUGGAGGGCUGGGCAAUUUAUCAAAGUCGUCCCGAUGGUGAGGAGCAUGUUCGUGCGCAUGAUUAUCUUUACGAUGUUAUUGCAGCCUGGGAAGUGAAGCAAUGUAAAUUAAAUACGGCACAAUCGGCAUUCCCGACAUUGAGAAGGGGGAAUAAUCCCACAUUGGGAAGUGGUGAUAAUAGAUUCGUGUUUAAACGACGAUUAUUCAGGAAUACGAGGGAAUUGUCUCAGGAUCCAGUGGAGGUGAAUAUGCUCUAUUCGCAGGCGGUUUAUAAUGUGGUGAAAUUGGACGAUUUUCCGGUUUCGGAGAAGGUGGCACUUCAAUUGGCUGGAUUGCAGGCUCAGGUGAUGCUCGGUGAUCCGAAGGACAAUGAUCGAUUGGAUUAUUACAGUGAAGUUGAUAGUUUUCUGCCUUAUCGAAUUAGUCGAGCUCGAGGGGACGAUGUUUGGGUUCCGAUCAUCGCCCAGGCUCACAGGCAGUAUGGUGCUAAUCGUUCGGAACUGACGGCGAAAGUCUUGUAUCUCUCGUGUGUUAUGCAGUAUCCCCUUUAUGGUACCACGAUGUUUAAUGUCACCUAUCGGGGCUACUGGUCCUAUGGCAAUCAGUUGAUCCUGGGGAUCAAUUGCGAUGGUCUGAUGUUGAUUAAACCGGAUGAUAAAUUCGUUUUAUCAGAGUAUCGCUACCAUGACGUGGAGAGUAUAAUGCUCGAUCCUAGUGAUUCGUUUAUUACCAUCUCAUUACUCAGACACAAUCCGGACAGUUCGCAUAAAUGUUUCGUGUUCGAGACGACGCAGAAGAACGAAAUCGGAAGUCUGAUUGUGAGUUACUGUCCAGCACUGGCGGGGUGGAUAACUGAGAACGAAGCACCAAUGAAGAAGAUGAAGGGUACGACGAAUGAGGAUCGGAUUCGUCUCUAUCAUAACCUGGUGAAUUGUCGUAGAACUCUGGUCGAUUCGGAGGCUUUGCGUAAACCCCAAGACACCGGCGGUGGAUUUUUGAGAAACACUCUGCGACGUUUGUCGAAACAUCGGAUAGAGAAGCUUCGUCAGGAGCAUGGCAGUUCGACGGAUCAUGGAGAGACUUAUAAAGGUUUUCACUACGGUUAUUGGGCGUUCAGUAGGCAGUGUGUUCCACAGAGUUUGUCGAAAUUACCCGACGCUGAGGAGCAGAUCUCCCUGAGUGUGUUUCAGUUAAUCUUGACGUACGCCGGUCUCGGGCAGAAUGGAGACACAGUCAAGCGGGUCGAAGACGAGCACGUGAAUCUCAUCCAAACUGUGAUGGAGCGCUGCAUGCGGAAGGAGAAUCUCUUAGGGGAAUUGUAUCUCCAGUUGAUCAAGCAAACCACAGAUCAUCCGGAUCCAAACAGUCGGGUGAAUCUCAGACACUGGGCUCUCUUAUCCCUGGCGUGUUCGGUCAUCCUCCCGCCACAGAAGAUCAUCAGGAAAUAUUUAAUGUCUCAUUUGAAGCGUUGUGCCAGUGACUACGUGACCGAAGAGGGUAAAUACGCUCGUUUCGCCGAAAAGUGUCUCUACAAAACCCAAGGGACGAGACGAAGACAGUGGCCCCCGAGUCGUGAGGAAAUCAUGUGCACUAUCAAUCGACGUUUAAUUUACGCCCGAUUUCACUUUAUGGACGGACAAUACCACGCUGUUGAGUUUCAUCCAUCGGCAACGGCGCGUGACGUAAUGGAGAUCAUAAAGGCGAAAAUCGGUCUCCAAGAAAAUGCGAUGGGCUAUGCUAUCUACGAAGUUCUGGGAUCUUCCGAACGUUCGCUAAUCCCCGAGGAGAAACUCGCCGAUGUUAUGUCAAAAUGGGAACGUUAUCGAACAGCCAGCGCAACACAGGGACAACCAACCAGAAAACACGCCCACCAUCUAUUCCUAUUCAAGAAACAUUUAUUCGUCGACCAGUACAUGAAUCUCGAUGAUCCGGUCGAAAAGGAAUUGCUCUAUCAUCAAGUUUUACACGAUCUGCGAGCGGAUCGAUUUCCAAUCACCGAAAAGGAGGCGAUGAUGCUAACCGCCCUUCAAUCGCAAGUGGAACUUGGCGACAGUCAGGACGUGGCAAUCGGUGAGGAAUACCUCGCAAUCGCCGGACAUUGUCUACCCACUCGAAUUGUUGCCAAUCUAUCAAUAGAAGGAGUCGUACAGCAUCAUCAAUCCCUACGUGGAAUGCAUUCGCCAGAAGCGAAAAAAUCCUUCCUGAAUCUCAUUCAAUCUUGGCCAUUGCACAAGGCAACGAUAUUCGACGUAAUGCAAUCAUUUACCUCAAAUUGGCCGAGAAUCCUUUGGCUCGCCGUCGAUCAGAAGGGUCUCCAUCUCCUUGAACAUCGAUCCAGGAAUGCCCUCUGCACCUAUGAAUACGGCACCAUCUUGAGUUUCAGUCCAGCAAUCAAUUGUCUGAUGAUCAUCACUGGAAGCGAUAAAAAGCAGAGUAAAGUUAUUCUCACUACUUCACAGGCCUUCCAAAUAGCAAAUUUGAUUCGUGAAUACACUGAGGUACUACAAGCACCGCCGGAUAUUCCUAAAAGAGAUUCCACGAUUGUACAGCAAAUUAAUCAACAGCAUAUUGUUCCUGCAACGCAGCAAGGAAAUCGUAAAUCCCGACCAGCGUCGAUGUUGCAUCGAGGAGCUCCUGUGAUUCAUUCCCAAGCUAGUUAAAAAGUCUGAGAGAAAAAACGCGCACACUCGUUUUUUUAAUAGUUAGUUAAACUUAUUUUUUUUUGCCCAGGAGGCCUAGCAAAAAAAUGUUACAAAUUUUUUCUUUUUCGACAAAGACAAUCUGAAUCUUUCAAGGAAAAGAAAUUUUAGAGGUGUACAAUGUAGAAUUUUAAUCGAAUAAAAAUUCUAUUUGUUCACUUCUAUUCAUGAAUAAAAAAAGGUACUGGGUACUUCUUCCAAUGUAUUUAAAGCUUUGAUAUCGAAAGAAGAAAAGCAACUAGAUUAAUAUUAAAAUUGCCCCCCAAGUUUUCUGGUAACUUAUAGAAUUCAUUAGACAAAGCGAAAAAUACUGCCAUAGAAAAAAUAAAUUCCACGAUCAUGUAUUUGAAAAGUAAAGUCGAAAGAAAUAACGCAAUGACAUUUGAUAAUUUAAUUGAAUUUAUUAAUCGUGUCAUCGUUUUUAUACAUACGCGUCAUUGCUUUUCUAUAAUACUCGAGUUUUUUGAUAAGAGCUUUAUCGUGUUUAAUAAACUCUCAUCCCCAUUUAUCAUUCGUUACCGAAUGCCAAAUAAUACUUUCCUCUAGAUUACGUCAGUAUUUAGAAACCGAAAAAGGCAAAAAAAAUUAAUCUUUUUCGACAUUUUUACAGAUAAUUAUGGCCAAGUUACCAAUUUUUAAUACAUAUUUACAUAACGUAUAAAUCGGGAUUUUUUCUUGUUUAUUUCUCCGAAAUAACAGAAACAAGACUGCCGGACUAUUGUUUUUGUAAAAAAAAAAAAAGAAAUCGAAGAUGCAAUUUCUAGGUGCCAAUUUGAAUUUAUUAAUCAACCUGCGAAGUAUCUGAAAAAAAUCCACGUUAGAAAUUGGAAAUUUCUAAUUAUUGUAUAUACUAAAUUUUUAUUUUUUUUAUUUUGUUAGUUAUUGAAAGAGAAAAUUAAAUUUUUUAUUUAUGAAUUAUUUACUCUUUUUUUAAAGUGUGAAAAUUUUUUUAACGCUUUUAAAAUAAAUUAACUAAUUAAUUUAACGAGUUUUUUUUUGAAAAACAGUUUUGCGUAGAAAUUCGCAGGGAUAAACUGUUUUAAUUUCAAAAAUUAACAGGAAAAUUUUUAUAUGAUCUCAGAAAAUAUUCUCGAGAAGUAAGUUUUUGCAAAGCUUUAUCUUUUAAAUCGAAUCUCGAAACGUAAAAGACGAUUUUGAUUUUUGUACCUUUUAAACAAAUUUCUCUCCGAUUUUGUAAUUGUAUAAUAUUAAAAAAAACAAAAGUUGCUUUUGCAACACGCUUAGAAUUGUAUCAACGCAUAUCACAAUUCAAUUUUUUACCGAUUUAGUAACAAUUUUAACUUUUUUUUACAUAUUUUUUAAAAUCAUUUUUCUACUUUUCCUACCAAAAGAAUAUCGAAUUUCUUUUAAAAAAAAUCACGUUCAAGUAUUGUGCCUCGAAAAACAUUACUUUUCUUUUUUUUUAAUUAAUCCGAAAUCUACUUUCGCAUGUAAAUACGAUGCACAUAUAAAGAAAGCUUUGGAAAUAUUCCGAUCAAAGAAAGUUGAAAUUUUAGGAAACAUUUACUCGAUAUUAAUUAAAAAAAAAUAAAUAAAAAAAAACCGAUUCAAUCGGACCAAGAUAUCAAGCUCGAUAUUUACGAGAUUCGCACAAAAGCAAACAUUACGAGAAAAAAAAGAAAAUAGAUUAAUUUGUUUUUUUUUUUGUUGAGAAUUUGGCCGAGCAAAUGAGUGCUGAGACAGACUGUGAUCCGCAUUGAGUGUUCUUUUCUUUUUAAGUCUUCGAGAAUGAAAAAUGUUUUUUGUAUGCAUGGAACUGAAUGAAAGACAUAAUAGAUGCGGUGAAUUAUAUAGAGGUGUGACUGUAACAUAAGAAUAAAAGAAAAUUGUUAGAAAUUAUGUGUGAAUGAGUGUGUUACAACUUAUAGUCAAAUUGCGAGGCGCUUAAUGCGUUUUUUUUUAAGUAUAAAUAAAUUAUUGGUUGACAAUGUUAUUAAAAAAUUUAUAUAUAUAAAUCAAGAAUGCUCUGUAUAUAAUAUAUAUAAUAUACGCAUACGUACACGCUCACUCACACUUACAAAUGCGCGCCUACGUAUUAUAUUAUAUAAAUAUAUAUUAAUAUACUCGAACUGUAUGAGAACACAAUAAAGUCAUAUUAUAUUGCAAAAAAAA
Messenger RNA from Leptopilina heterotoma, 8881 nucleotides. It is a transcript of the gene Myo81F, whose product is annotated as myosin-I heavy chain. The coding region runs from base 107 to 6709 and encodes 2200 amino acids. The record is from RefSeq and is a predicted model, not a curated record. The transcript is spliced from 11 exons. Gene Ontology annotation, molecular function: cytoskeletal motor activity; protein binding; ATP binding. Gene Ontology annotation, cellular component: cytoskeleton; myosin complex. Lineage: Eukaryota; Metazoa; Arthropoda; Insecta; Hymenoptera; Figitidae. Gene Ontology annotation, biological process: signal transduction.